UUUGUUCCAUUUACAUUUUAGUUUUUUGACUGCAGGAAUAUUGCUGUAUAAGGUAGGCUAUUUUAAAUCCAAAAAUCAUGAACGUUCUGUUCCUGCCAGCUUUCAGUUUCGUCUUGUGUCUCAGUUCUUUAAUUGGGGUUGAAGGUUCGUGUCAUGAGUGCCCACCUGACUCUAAAUGUGUCGUCGACAAUUGCGUUUGUUACGUCGGGUACAGUUGGAACGACCCAGUUACAAAGCAAUCUUGCAUAAAAGACCCGCCUUCUACUACCACACCAGUACCCACCACAACAACUACCACUGUACCAACUACAACAACCACUACAGUCAAAAUCUCAACUACAAUAGUUAGUGAAGCUUCCACGGUAACAGCAGUCGCGAAAACAACCGCCUCGGAAACAACUGCAAAUGACAUAACUGCAUUGGAAACUACUAACAAAAUUUCUGAUCAAACUAGUACGCCACUAAGUACACCUACUGGUCAGAAUUCUUCUACAACGUUUACCCCAAACGUUGUACCAAAUUCCAAGGCACCUAAUGCGAGGGGGUCUACCAAAAAUGUUCAUUUUGGUUUUUGUUCUUACUCGAGGUCUCAGUGCGAAGCUACAUUAACUGGUAUCAUCUUGGGUUGUUUUCUUCUCGCUGCCCUGCUCGUAUCCGUAGCAGUUAUAAUGAGAAAACGGCAAAUCAGACACGUACUUGUGUAAAAAAGAAAGAAAUAUAAAAGCUACAAAAAUGAUUCGCAUUUUAUAUAUGGUAGGAUGGGGGGAGAUGGGACACCUUUUUAUUCUAUUUUCUCGUACAUUUUGGUAGUGAACAAAGAACAUUCAAGGAAUUAUAAAACCUUGUCCUCGCGACUUUCACAGACCGUUAAUUGUUCAAAACACGACCAGGAUAUUCAUAUAUUUUGUGCUAAAGGUGUCCCAUCUUCCCCCACCCCACUAUAUAAAAGCUACAAAAAUGAUUCGCAUUUUAUAUAUGGUAGGAUGGGGGAGAUGGGACACCUUUAGCACAUAAUAUUACAAUAACCUAAUCGUGUUUUAAACAAUUAACAACGAUCUAUGUGAGUCGUGAGGAUGCGGUUUUAUAAUUCUUUGAAUGCUCUUCUUUACUACCAAAAGGGACGAGAAAAUAGAAUGAAAAGGUGUCCCAUCUUCCCCCACCCUACUAUAUCACCUUGGCCUACAUAUUAAAAAGGCUGUGAAACAAAAAACUCACAUAGUACUGUUGGGGUAAGAUGUGACCCGUAGCACAUAAUACUCCUUUAUUUCCUAAUCGGGUGUUUAAUAAUUAACGACACUAUUUUACAGUCGUGAGUAAACGGUUAUGAAAUUCUGUAAAUGUUCUCUGUUUCUACCAAAUGCGACGAUAAUUGAGAAUAAAAACAUGUCUUACCCCAACCUGCUAUAUGUAUAUUAACAACUUUAAUAUUUUUGUAUUAUCUAUUUCGAAGUAAUGUGCUUAUACAUUGUAUUUAUUGUUGUAUACAAUUGCAUAUAUUCUUAUUAUCUGUACAGCGCCAAAUAUGGAUUAUAGUUUAUAUGUGUAAAAAACCUUGCCGUUAGUUGGCGCCGUUGCUUUGUGCAAUGAAAACGCUAUUUCUUAGCCAACAAAAAUUGAAACCGUGUGAAAUGAAUGGAAUAUACAGACGUGUAUUAUGUGUUGGGAAUGUGAGUAUCUGCGUCGUGCUGUAAUACAUGGGUUUAGUUUUUAUCAA
Molecule: messenger RNA, 1714 nt
Organism: Ciona intestinalis (vase tunicate)
Lineage: Eukaryota; Metazoa; Chordata; Ascidiacea; Phlebobranchia; Cionidae
Source: RefSeq, a predicted model, not a curated record